Etheostoma cragini (Arkansas darter) is the source of this 2596-nucleotide messenger RNA. Its product is annotated as semaphorin-4E-like. Gene Ontology annotation, biological process: positive regulation of cell migration; neural crest cell migration; negative regulation of axon extension involved in axon guidance. The coding region runs from base 281 to 2554 and encodes 757 amino acids. NCBI's taxonomy places the organism in Eukaryota, Metazoa, Chordata, Actinopteri, Perciformes, Percidae. The record is from RefSeq and is a predicted model, not a curated record. The transcript is spliced from 15 exons. Gene Ontology annotation, molecular function: semaphorin receptor binding; chemorepellent activity.
ACAUUGACGGUCAAUAAUUAGCCGUUGAUGAAAAAAGGUCGAACUAGGCUGAGGUUGCUAGGCAACGUAAGUCGGAACUCUCUGACACGGAUAAAUAACAGAACGCAGUACGGGCUAUUACAUCAUAAACUUCUCGAGACAUAUGUUCUUAAAGGACCCUCCCCACAUCACAGACUCUCACUGACCUCUGGGUACAGCUGUGAAUCCGCAUCACGGGUGGAGUUAAACAAGACGCCUACGUGACAUGCAUUGACUGUUGCAGGCUACCACAAAUAAGGACAUGAUGAGACCUCCCGUGGUGCUCUUUUAUUUCCUCCUCAUCAUGAGUGAAGGCUUUGCAGUAAGCAUCAGACCCCGCAGGAGUGUUUCCUUUCAAGACCUGAACUUGAAACAGUUUAAAGAGUCCGGCUUUAGUAGGUUGAGCUCUUUGAUGAUACGUGACGACAUCGGCCAGCUUGUUGUCGGAGCCAGAGGAAAAGUGCUCACCCUCAGCUUGGGUGACAUCACCCAAAAGACCAGUGAGGCUAAUUGGACGGUCAGUUCAGCAGACAAUGCCCUCUGUCAGACCAAGGGCAAGGACACUAAGGAAUGUGAUAACUUCAUCCGGACUCUACACACAAUGGAGGAUGGUAAAAUGCUAGUGUGUGGGACAAACGCUUUCAACCCUGAAUGUGACUAUAUGACUUUCACCAAUGGAAGCAUCUCUCUGGAGGGAAGUAAGCAUGUGGGUAGGGGGAAAGUUCCUUAUGACCCUGACCAACGCUUUGCUUCCCUAAUGAGUGAAAACACUUUGUACUCGGCUGCUUACUCCAACUUUCUGAGCACAGAACUGGUGUUUCAGAGACAUGGACUGAACCCUCUCAAGACUGAAAUGAUACGCUCCUGGUUCAAUGAGCCUACCAUGAUUUCCAUAAGCCUUGCUGAAGCGAGCAAAAACAGUGAGGACGGCGAAGAUGACAAUGUGUUUUUGUUCUUCACUGAAACCGCUGUAGAGGAACGUCAUGACAACAUCCAGGUGUCAAGGAUUGCCCGUGUGUGUAAGAGUGAUUUGGGGGGCGAAAGGACCCUGCAGAGAAAGUGGACUUCUUUCUUAAAGGCCCGUUUAGACUGUCCAUUUGGCAGUGCUGGCUUGUCAUCCCUGGUCCAGGACGCUUUCCUUCUUCAAGACCCAAAUAACUGGAGGGAUAGCAUCUUCUACGCCACAUUCACCGCCAACUCGGAGUCCUCCGGUGCUUGCAGCCAGUCUGCUGUCUGUGCAUACAAGCUGUCAGACAUCAACCAGGUGUUCAGCGGGAGGUUUUUGACUGAGAUGGAUACUGGGAGGUGGGACACAUACAGUGGAGAGGAGCCAUUCCCUCACCCUGGUUCAUGCAUUAACGAUGAACUGCGGGCCAAAGGUAUGAUGAGCUCUCUGGACUUCACAGACAAAUCUCUGCAAUUUGUGAAGAGCCACCCUCUGAUGGAGGGGGUAGUCACACCGAUUGCUGGCAAGCCUCUGCUGGUGCGCACAGGGAUACGAUUUUCCAAAAUUGUCGUGGACCAGGUCACAUCACUGGAUGGACGACAGCAUCAAGUUAUGCUUAUUGGCACAGACUCCGGUUGGCUGCAGAAGGCAGUGAGGUUUGACGGUGAGGACGGCCGUGUCAUUGAGGAGCUACAGCUGUUUCAAACUUCUCAGCCUGUCAACUUUCUCCAGUUCUCCUUCAGAACAGGCCAGCUGUACAGUGGCGCCAAUAACAUUGCUGUUCAAGUUAAUGUAAGGGACUGCAGCCGCUACACAUCAUGCGAUGACUGCCUUCUUGCCAGAGACCCAUACUGCUGCUGGGACAAGUUUAGAGCCCAGUGUGCGUCUGUUGUUGGCGCAUUACUUGGGUCUAUGAUUCAGAGUUUGACAGAUGGAGACAUCCAGAUGUGCCCCAUCUCCAAGAUGAAACACAAACCUGUCAUUAUUUACCUCAUUCCUGGGUCAGUGCAGUUCCUCCCAUGUUCGCCUGAGACAAACCUCCCAAUCAGCUGGCACUUCUCUGAAAGCCUCAUCCUUACCGGUCCCAGACACACUGUACUUAGCCAGGGUCUCAUCAUCAGGCCCUCCAAUUCUGAUUCUGGCAUUUACACCUGUGAGACCGUGGAAACAGUAAAGGGGAAAGUGCAUCGGAAGACUGUGGUCCAGUACUUUGUUGAAGUUCAGGACACUAACACUCUUUUCAGGACAUUGAGGGUGGCUGUUAUCAUCUUGGCUGGCUUAUCCUGCUUGCUGAUGUUGCUCAUGGGCAGCGCCCUUGUGAUCGGACACUUAAAAGCAAAAAAACUAAAUCACAUUGGUUGUGGCAACGCAAACAACAACAAGGAAAUGAUCAUUGUAAGGCCCUAUUGUCACUAUGACCAGACUUUGGAUCAACACAUGGAGGAAGGGUUGGUUCACUGUGACCAGGCAAGGGAGCAGAGUGGGGAGACUACACUCGUUCUCCCAGGAUGCCCUGUGGCAAAAGUGGCUGAGGAGGAGUUGGAGGCAGAAAAUGACAACAGGUGCACAUUUAUUGAGACCACAGGAUGAUUUCCUCCUUUUACAGUUAGCAUGUAUGUUUCAAUAAACACA